UUAAUUUUGUUCUGCCAGCAAGAUCCUCAUUUCAUUUCUAAAUCUUGUUAAAUGAGGAGGUAUAGCAUUUCGUUUCCAUGGUUAUUGUCUCUGUAACCAACAGCCUGGACACUUGCAACCUGUAGAAACUGUUGUUUUAUUCAAUGAAGUAAAACUUUGGUUGUAUAGCACCUUUCAAUGUAUAAAAAUCAGAAUGUGCUUCACAACAAACUAAUGGAAAAACCCUAGAGCCAGAAAUACUUUAAACAAUAAUGACAAACAGAAGCCAGUGUAGAUGCAUAGAGAAUGGAGCCACAUGUGAAAAGUUAAACUGUGUAGUCAGAAUCCCAGCAUCAGCAUCUGAACAACUUGCAGCCUUUGUUGGCUCUCCUGAGAUGUGCAUAGUGUACUGAACCAACCCGACCAAAAUGAAAUUAUUUCCAGCUCAAACUGGGAGACAAUUGAUCUUAGUUUGGCAAUGUUUCUCAAAAGAUGGAGAAACUAAAUAAAGCAGAAACUUGACAUCUCCAUGUAAACUAAGACAAGGUGCAAGUUAUUAUAAGGUUCCCAACAGAUGACUUUACCAAAAUGCUGAUACGUCUGACAGUCUGCUUUAUUUUUGCACAUAUAUUUUUCAGGUGCAAAGAUAAGCUAAGCUAUAUAUAAUUAUUUAAUCUUAGAAACUAGCUCUGCAAAUUGCAUGAACACUCUGGCUACCUUUGAGCAGACAGUUUAAGGAAGAACUGUAAACAUCUUGAACAAUAAAUGAGCCACACAAGCAGAAGACGUUCUGACAUCCUCUUUCAAAAAAGGAGGAAGAAUAAAUGCAGCUGGUUGGUUUUAUACGACUGGAGCUUUUGAACAGAGUGGAUGGUUAUUUGAUCUGCUGCUGAUUGAGUGAAAUUCAAGAUUUACUAGAUUUAACUGAAGAAUUUUAAUUUAAGGUCUGAGAGAAGAUGAAGGACUAUCACAGUCUGUCUGAGAACAUGUUGACAGUCAACAUGUUACUGAGUGUCUUCUUUCUUUCAGGUGGCUUUGCUGAUCAUUGUCAAAGUCGUACACCUUCCUUUUUAAUUACAACACCAAAGUCCAUCGUAGCACUGAGUGGAUCUUGUUUGCAAGUCCCAUGUAGCUUCACAGUUAAAGAGGCAGAAAAUGAUUUUAACAGUGGAAAACAAACCUCUGCAGCAUGGAUUCCAAGUACUAAGAGUAUUUUUGACAUCAGUCAGGGAUUUAAUAACCAUCAAAUAAAUAUUACUGGAAACAUAAAACAGAAAAACUGCACCACUGUGUUUUCUGAUAUAAAUACAACACAAGAAACGGAAUAUUUCCUCAGAAUCGAGACAGAUAAAUACAGAGGAUCAGGUUGUUCUACUCCUCUAAAGAUUACAGUUCAAGAUUCUCCUGAGAAACCCAGAAUUGAACCUGAUCUGACAAAUCUGAAGGAGCAUCAGUCUGUCACUGUAACCUGCUCAGCUUUCACUCCGUGUCCACAAUCACCUCCUGAACUCACCUGGAAUCUCCAACAAGACUCUCUCAGACAAACAGAGAAAAACACAGAUGAAACCUUUACAACUAAAAUCCAGGAGAACAUCACUCUGUCAGACACACAUGAUGGAUACAACAUCAGAUGUUCUGCCAGAUAUCCUGUGAAUGGAGGAAUCAAGACAGCAAAGACUAAAGUGACUCUCAGUGUUUCAUAUGCUCCUAGAAACACCUCAGCAUCCAUCAGUCCAUCAGGUUUGGUGUCAGCAGGUAGCUGGGUGGAGCUGAGCUGCUCCAGCAGAGCCAAACCUCCACCCAGCUUCACCUGGUUCUGGAACAACAAAGAUGGAGCCACUAAUGUGUCUGUGGGGCCAGUUUAUAGCUUCAAUGCCACCGAGGGAGAAGAGUAUUACUGUGUGGCCACAAAUGAUCUGGGUCAAACCAGAUCACCCUUGAUCCUAGUUACCAAUAAAGCAUUUCCAUUAUGGAUUGCACUUCUUGCAUCAAUCAUUGCCAUUUUGCUCAUCUGCCUGGUGAUCUGUGUUUGGUGUAAGUUCAAACAUCCAACUCCACAACAGACUCAGACUCAAACAGAGACGGAGGUUCAAAUGUCAGACAGAAAGCCAGAUGAAGAAAUCCACUAUGGUGAAGUGAGCUUCCUCCCGAGGAGACCUGAAGCCUCCGCCGUCUCAGUGCAGGACAGUGGACAGCAGGAGUCGGUGUACGCUUCGGUCAAAGGGUCUGCUGAUCGUUCAGAGGAUCUCUACGCUCAAGUGAAGAAAAACUAACUCAUGUUGUUGGAUCAAAACAUACAUGUGUACAUAUGCAUGCAUGUCUGUAUAUAUACUGCUCAAAAAAAUAAAUGGAACACUUAAACAACACAAUAUAACUCCAAGUAAAUCAAACUUC
Messenger RNA from Xiphophorus couchianus (Monterrey platyfish), 2373 nucleotides. RefSeq names its product sialic acid-binding Ig-like lectin 14. The record is from RefSeq and is a predicted model, not a curated record. Lineage: Eukaryota; Metazoa; Chordata; Actinopteri; Cyprinodontiformes; Poeciliidae. Bases 936 to 2252 code for a protein of 438 amino acids. The transcript has 8 exons.